AUGGCUGCACCCGCAACAUCUGCAAGUGUCACUUGCAGCCUUCAGGACUUGGCAAACACGCAAGUCCUGAACAUUGCCUUGGCGUACUGCAGCGGAGCUUCCCUCACUUCACUUCGACAGGUGAGCACAAGCCUGGCCGAGGCGCUUCCCUCCUCGUCGCCUUUGUGGCAGGACCUGUUGAGGCAUAGCUCGGUGGUGCUGCAGGGCAAGGCGUCUGCCAUGUUCAAAGCUCGACGGUUGGGUCUGCUGUCCGAAAGAUCCAGUGUUCACGCGGGCGCGGAGGCCGAGGUACCUGCACCAAUCAGCAAGCAAAGCCGCUAUCGCCUCAUCGUCACGGGGGCGCGUGCUAGUGGGAUCUCGACGCUGGUCAGGCUGCUGGCACAACGCACUGAGCAACCCGAUGCGGCCAAGGACAUGUCCGUGUUCGCUUUCUCGGCAAACCUGGAGGGCACGAACCUGCCGGUGUCUGUGGUGGACAAGCGCAGCACGGUUAAAGGCACUCCCCUCUCUGCAGCACUCUACAGCGGCCACACCGCGGCACUCUUUGUGUUCGAUGCGGGUCGGAUGGAGGACACUUUGCCCAAAGCUGCAUGGUGCAUCGAAGAGCUUCGGCAGACGGUCGGGUUGAAGAAGUUUCGGCUCAUGCCAAAGUUGCUCGUGUGCCAUAAGGCCGACUUGCUCAUGGCAACUUCGCCAGGGUUGGAGGAUGCAGAUGCUCGUGCCGCAUGUCUUCCGGCCAUGUGCGAGGCACUUCUGGCGACCCAUGGGAUGGACUUGGUCUUCACCUCAAGGGCAGACCCAACCUCGGCGGAGCUUGCGUUCGCACUGGCUGCAGAGGGUUGGAACGUCAACCCUCGCCGUCGCACCGGCAAUAUCUUCGAUGAGUUGCUGGCUAGAGUACGCGAGCACUUCUUUGAAGCUUCUGAAAGUUGGACGGAAAAAAGCGAGUCGUGUGUCCGAGGCCAAGCCCUCAUUGAGUUCGUGGACCCGGAAGGGAAAUCUGCUGGCCCACAGCUGGACGUGCCCCUUGGUACGUCCAGAGAGCAGCUUGGCACGCUUCUGAACCAGCUGCUCGAGAAUGCGGAAGAGAUGCCAUAUAGCUUCCACUUGGAAGACUCAGAGAUCACCACGAACCUAGCCGCCUCGUUCAACAAGCUUGCAAAGGGCCAGCAGUCUACGGAGAGGGUGUUGAAGGUCGUGUACUACCCUUUGGCAGUCUUCCGUGUGCGGCCCAUUACCCGCUGCACGUCCUCGCUCAGCGGGCAUAUCGAGGCUGUUCUUUGUGUUGCCUUCUCUCCGGACUCUACCAAGCUGGCGAGCGGUUCUGGCGACUCCACAGUAAGGCUCUGGGAUCUCAACACAGAGCUUCCCAAGCACACCUGCAAAGGACACCAGAACUGGGUUCUUGUGGUGGCGUGGUCGCCAGAUGGCUCCAAGCUGGCUUCGGCCGGCAUGGACAAGAUCGUCCUGGUUUGGUGCGCCCAGUCUGGGAAAAAUCUGGCGGCUCUGAAGGGCCACAUCCAGCCGGUGACCGCUGCCUGUUGGCAGCCGCUGCAUGUUGCGGAGGGCUUCCCGUGGCUUGCGACAAGCUCGAAGGACAAGACCGUGCGCUUGUGGGAUGUGAACGUGGGCGUAUGCCUUCGAAGUCUGACAUCCCACUCCCAGCCUGUGAUGCAGGUCAAAUGGUCUGGCGAGCGUUCAGACAUCGGUGGCGUCGUGUAUACAGCUGGCCGGGACACUGUGAUCAAGGUCUGGAAUCCCAAAGAUGGGGCCAUGCUGAAUGAGCUGAAAGGCCAUGGACACUGGAUAAACACGCUCGCCCUGAACACGGACUACGUCAUCCGAUCUGGGCCCUUCUCACAUGAGCCGCAGAAGUUUGCGGAUCUGCCUGAGAAGAAGGAGGCGGCGAAGAAACGCUAUGCGGAAGCUGUGGAGCUGUGUGGUGGCGAGCGCUUGCUGUCGGGCUCCGAUGACUUCACGCUUUUUCUCUGGCGACCUUUGGUCUCGAAGACGCCUGUGUGCCGCAUGACGGGGCACCAGAAGAUCGUGAACCAGGUGGCCUUCUCCCCGGAUGGUCGAUGGUUUGCAUCUGCCUCUUUUGACAAGUCCGUGAGACUCUGGGACGGCCGGACCGGCAAAUACGUCCACGCCUUUCGCGGCCACGUAGGUGAUGUGUACCAGCUGGCUUGGUCUGGAGAUAGCCGACUCCUUGUCAGUGUGUCGAAAGACUCAACCGCCAAGUGUUGGGACGUUGGUCGGCGCAAGUUGCAGGAGGACUUGCCGGGACACGCCGACGAGGUGUACGCUGUGGACUGGAGCAUGGAUGGCUCCCGUGUGGCCACCGGCGGAAAAGAUCGAGUUCUGAAAGUCUGGCGUCACUGA
Symbiodinium natans is the source of this 2382-nucleotide messenger RNA. The record is from the annotation of a GenBank genome assembly. Lineage: Eukaryota; Dinophyceae; Suessiales; Symbiodiniaceae.